AUGCACAAUCUUGGCCGCCCUCAACCCACGCUGCCAUGCCUAGUGACGGGCUGUAUCCGCCGUUUUUACAACAGGUCAGGGUGCACCACUCAUAUGCAAUCCCACCAUCCAUCUGAAGAACCCGAAGUCCCACCAUCCCACCAUUCCUCCUCGAGUUCACAGCAUUCCCAGUCAUCCCGACCUGGCACUGGACAUGCUGCAACAAGCUCAGCAUGCAUGCAUUCACGCAGCCCAACUCAGACUAGCGCAGGUGACGAACAACUUGAAGUACCUGGGAGUUGCGACGAUCAAAUGGAGUUUGACUUGCCAGAGUCAGAUGGAUGGAAAAUUUGCGACGAACAUGGAGAUGACAUACCACCAAAUACUCCGCCACCUCCACGUCCAUCAAAUCUUGGACCAGACAACUGGACACCAUAUGCUAAUCGAGUUGAUUUCGAAGUCGCAGACUUCCUCUACCGUCGCAACCAGAUGUCGGGGGGCGAUAUCGACUUUAUAUUCAAUCUGUGGGCCGCCUCAUUAGCGGCUCAUGGUGAAACACCCCCCUUCGCAAACCACAUUGAGAUGUACAAUGUCAUUGAUUCGACGCCUCUAGGUGACAUCGCCUGGCAGAGUUUUACCUCAGAAUAUAACGGUGCUCUACCUGAAGAUCCUCGGAUCCUCGUGCACAACAUUCUCUCCAACCCAGACUUCGAAGGUGAAUUCGACUAUGCUCCGCUACAGGAGUAUGAUACCAGCAAUGGAGCACAUCGCUUUCAGGACUUUAUGUCCGGUGAUUGGUGUUGGAAGCAGGCUGAUUUGAUUGCCAAGGAUCCCAAUACAAUUGGAUCUAUGUUUGUUCCAAUAAUCCUUGGCAGUGACAAGACUACGGUCUCCGUCGCUACCGGACACAAUCAAUACUGGCCAGUUUAUAUGUCAAUCUGCAACAUCUGCAACAAUGUGCGACAUGCACACCGCAACGGUGUUGUAUUGCUGGGCUUCCUAGCCAUCCCAACAACUGACAAGGAGUCCGCCAAAGAUGCACACUUUCGAAAAUUCCGCCGUCAGCUUCUCCACUCAUCGCUGGCGAAGAUGCUGGAAUCCCUUAAACCAGGUAUGACAACACCCGAGGUUGUACGCUCCCCCGAUGGUCAUUUUCGACGUGCAGUGUAUGGUCUUGGACCAUAUAUCGCCGAUUAUCCCGAGCAAGCAUUGCUCGCUUGCAUCGUUCAAAACUGGUGCCCAAAAUGUACUGCUCCGGCAGAUGGUCUUGACAAUGGUACCUAUGGUCGGCGUUCCUGCGACCAUACCGAAGUCUUGGUGGAGGAAUUUGAGUUAGGUGUGCUAUGGGAUGAAUAUGGACUUGUAGGAGACAUUGUGCCAUUCACCAACUAUUUCCCGCGAGCUGACAUUCACGAACUCCUUUCCCCUGACAUUUUACAUCAGCUGAUAAAGGGUGCGUUUAUAUUAAGGCUCGAUGAUAUUGAUCGCCGGGGCUUCAAACAAUGGACGGGAGAUGACUCCAAAGCACUUAUGAAGGUGUAUAUACCUGUGAUUGAAGGCCAUGUACCUCCGGAGAUGGUGCUGACUUUGCAAGCCUUGAUUGAUUUUGUAUACAUUGCGCGGCGCAAUAUCAUUGAUUCCAACAGCCUCAAUGUGUUGGAUGAUGCACUUGAGCGUUUCCACAGGUACCGUGAAAUGUUCAAAACAUCUGGUGUUCGCCCUAAUGGAUUCAACCUCCCUCGACAACACUCGCUUAUCCACUACCACAAAUUGAUCCAAUCAUUUGGCACACCAAACAGACUCUGUUCUUCCAUCACAGAAUCUAAACAUAUCAAAGCUGUCAAGGAGCCGUGGCGACGGUCCAGUCGGUUUGAAGCCCUCAAUCAGAUGUUACUGACAAAUCAACGUCUAGAUAAGUUAGCGGCGUCUCAUAUCGACUUUGCUAGCCGUGGGAUGCUAAGAGGAACAUGGCUAAACGCUCCACGGUUUUUACGUGACCAGCUCCAUCAUUCUGACUCCAACUUGAACUCAGAAGCCUCCGAGUCUGGCGCUGGCUCGUCCGGUGCCCUUCCCGAGCUAUAUGAAAAAAUGACUCUGUAUACAUCUGCCAUUGCCACCUUCUUUGCUCCAAGUGAUGUCUCAGGCAUCGGUGGUAUGCGCUACGAGCGAAUUUGUGCCGUGGAUACCUGGAGGAAUGGCCCUGGUCGAUAUGACUGUGUUUUUGGCAUGCGUGGCUUCGAUAUCGCUCAAGUAAGGCUUUUCUUUUCAUUUAAACACAAUGGUGUACAUUACCCUUGUGCAUUUGUGCAUUGGUUCAAACAUAACACAGGAAUGUGGGUAGUAGAGCCUGAAACCUGUGAGGAUGGGACACGAUUUGCCUCUGUCAUUCACCUUGACUGCAUCUUUCGUGCGGCACACCUUAUGCCUGUAUUUGGGCAUGAAUUUGUACCUACUUAUCUCUCUUACACACAGACCCUUGAUGCUUUCCGCACUUACUAUGUAAAUAAAUACAUUGACCAUCAGGCAUUUGCGAUUGCCUGGUGA
Messenger RNA from Suillus fuscotomentosus, 2523 nucleotides. RefSeq lists its product as uncharacterized. Lineage: Eukaryota; Fungi; Basidiomycota; Agaricomycetes; Boletales; Suillaceae. The record is from RefSeq and is a predicted model, not a curated record. Bases 1 to 2523 code for a protein of 840 amino acids. The transcript has 14 exons.